Molecule: messenger RNA, 1027 nt
Organism: Guyanagaster necrorhizus
Lineage: Eukaryota; Fungi; Basidiomycota; Agaricomycetes; Agaricales; Physalacriaceae
Product: Ctr-domain-containing protein
Exons: 4
Coding region: 105-704 (199 amino acids)
Biological process (GO): copper ion transmembrane transport
Cellular component (GO): membrane
Molecular function (GO): copper ion transmembrane transporter activity
Source: RefSeq, a predicted model, not a curated record
UCUCAGCUCUUGCAAAUUUGGUCGACAAAUACACGUCUGACUCCGAUGGAAUCGUGGUUUUGGCAUCGGGAAUGAGUCGGAUUUUUCCGUAGCAUGUAAAUUCCAUGGAAAUAAAUAGAGCAUACUUGCCCUUGUCUUUCCUUGUGCUACGUCAAGUUCAAAUGUAUCUACUCCCAAGGAUGGACAUGGGAUCGAGUUCUUCGUCAUCCUCGUCCUGCACAAUUUCUAUGCUGUGGAAUUGGACUACUGUAGAUGCUUGCUUCAUCUCAAGUCAAUGGCACAUCAGAACUGUAGGUGCCUACGUUGGGAGCUUGAUCGGCGUUUUUGUUUGGGUUGUCGUCCUGGAAGCAUUCCGUCGUCUCUCCAGGGAGUACGAUCGUCGCAUUAUCAUGGAAUGGAAAAACUCUCGAGCCAGCGUCGAAACAGCCGCGCAUGACAGCAUUAAAGGACUUUCGGGACCCGAUAUCAUGCGUUUUGGUGGUGCUAACGGAGAAUUUCGGCCGACGCACAGCCAACAACUUAUUCGUAGUAUCUUCCACGCGGUUCAAUUUGGCGCCGGCUACAUGCUCAUGUUGCUGGCCAUGUACUACAACGGUGGUAUUCUCUUGGUUAUAUUUGUUGCUACAUUCGUAGGAUACUUCAUCUCUGGUCGUGAUAUGCCUGGCGGGGGCUCUCAAAGUGAAGGGGGCAAGGAAUGUUGCUAGGAAGCAGCCUUGUAGAAUUAUAGAUUACAGUAACGAAACAAUUACGCGUAGUAACUUUCAAAUUUAGGCCUUUUCCUCUUUCUGGAGCAGUCUGCCCUUCGUUCAGGUCUUUCAUUGAAUGCAAUACUAAAAAUACAACGCGAGUUACAAGAACAGUGGCAUUGAAAAGAACUAUCAACUAAUUGACAUAGCUGUAUCUGUGGCGUCAGACAGCUGGGCUGUUGAAGCAUCUCCAGCCUUUGGUCUCAUGGAAAAUAUGAUGUCUUUUAUCACUUGCGCAAUCAACCCGUGCUGAGCCUCGACAGCGAUCUUCGUGCUGUAAA